AGAACGGCGUAAGCUUGUAUACAACUACCUCGAUUUCCAUUUCCCCCCCAACUCGUAAUGUAUUUAAUUCAAGCGAAACGUAAUCAUGACGUGUCUUGUCAUUAAUCUCCUCGCCGCCUCUCCCGUGGUGUCAGAGACCAUUUCGGACUUCCAUCCUCACUCAAUUAAGGAAGCAAAUGAUGGAAUCCACACACUACUAAAUAUGGAUUCUCCUCGAGAAUGUGUGAUUGGCCUCUCCUCUGAUGUACCUCUGUCCCCUCCCUCAAUGCCCUCACUAGAUGACAGUCCUCACACCUUACCCCAAAGCCCUCACUCUGCCCAAUCUAGCCCUCUAACUAACCCAUAUACACAACUGUCACCAUUUGCUGAUGUCAACCAGCAAGAUGAAGAGGAGGAUGAGGAGCUGUCAGGUCCACCAUCUCCCACUACAGCUGUUGCACUGUUUCCAGAGGAAGAGCAGUUGUGUACUCCCUCUUCAGGGAGUAGUCCUCCAGCUACUCCAUCUGCACCACCACCUGGGUUUGGAGCACUGGAGCAGGUUCUUUCAUCUGGGGACAAUGCCACCUGCAACGAUGAACUAGACCUGCAGCUUUUCAACAACGAAGGUGCGACUGUCCAAGGAGGUUCUAUCAGUGGCCCUGCCCUCAGGUUCCCUUGCCAUAUUUGUGGGAAAAGGUUCCGCUUUCAAAGCAUUCUCUCCCUGCAUGCGCGAGCUCAUAGUUUGGACAGGGAACGCCAGCCCACUGCCCUGUACAAAACUGCACAUUUUAAACCACAGAAAAAUCAUUUGAAUGAUACUGUUAUCCAAAAACACAGGAAGCUCAAUCUGAAUUCAAUAUACAAGUCAUUUCACCAGAAUCAGAGAGAAGAGACUGCACCAGAGGAUCCUUGUCAAACAGUCAGUAGUCCUCAGUUCGAAAUUGAUGAACCCACACCACUGACUCCACCUCUAACAGAAGAAGUACCAGUCUCUUCAACCUUUUCUCCAUUAGGGUCUGCCCUCCUGGAAGAUCCAACCCCUUCUGUGGCAGCACUUGCCUUCCGCUGCCAUGCAUGUAAGGGUAAAUUCCGCACAGCCUCUGAGUUAGCUCGUCAUGUGCGAAUCCUCCAUAACCCAUACAAAUGUACACUGUGCCCCUUCUCAGCCAAUGAAGAGGAACACCUUGCUGUUCACCUACAGGAAAGCCACCCGCCUGAAGAACCUGUGCCGCAUCCUGUCUUCCCUUCCCGCCCAAUCACAUUGCAACCACAAGCACCUUCAUCCCAAGCACCUGUUGUUCCAGCCUUCCGUUGUGAGACUUGUGGUCAGCGGUUUACUCAGUCCUGGUUCCUGAAGGGUCAUAUGCGCAAACACAAGGCCUCUCUUGACCACAAGUGCCAGGUGUGUGGCCGUGGUUUUAAGGAGCCCUGGUUCCUCAAGAACCAUAUGAAAGUGCACCUCAACAAACUGGGCCUGAAGGCUGGUCUUGGAGAUCUGGGACCUUCAGGUCCUGAACAUUCCAAAGGUCCUGCUGGGAACCAUGCUUUAGGGGCUCUUUAUUCUAAUGUGCUCCUGGCACACAGUGUGGCAGGUGGAAGUGGAAAGACAGGGAAUCGGCCAGAGAGGUCAGAAUUCAGUGAAGGAUCAAACAGAUCUUCACUAUGGGGUUACCUCAGGUUGCCAAAUGACAGCAGUGGUGCUAGUUGCAUGGAACGCCUUCAGGCAGUGGCGCAGGUCGCAGAGAUAGGUAAAGGUGGAGAUCGAGGAGGAGCAGAGGUGUUGGAAGGACGAGAGCAGGCAGCUAUUUGGGAACUGGUUGCACAUAGACUGGCAGCAGUGCAGCAGAGCCAGCAGCAGCAAAAAUCCCAGACACAACACCAAUACCCUUCCGCACAGGGCACAGUUAUUGGGGAAACUGAGCAGAUGCAUGCUUACUUGGGUAGCCUUGGUUUCAAAGAGGACCUGGAAGCCUCUAGGGCCCCUUGGGAGUGUCCUGACUGUGGGAAGCUUUUCCAGAAUCUUCAACAGGUAGUGGCUCAUGCUCGUGUUCAUUCUCAGAGACCCCGGAAAUAUCGAAGUGUACAUGGGAGUGUUAGAAAAGAAGAGGAUGGUGUACAAAAAACUGCAAGACUCCAAGCAGGAGAAGGACGAGGUCACAGAAAUGAAGGCAGACAAGAAUCUCAACAGCUCCAAUCAGGAGUUGGGGCACAUGGAAGUUUCCAUUCUUCUGUAGCACAUCUCUCUGGGGACAGUGGUCUGAGAGGAACAUCAUUUGGACCUUCAAGAGAGAGGGUGCGAGGUACAGGAAUGAAGGAUUGCCCCUACUGUGGUAAAUCUUUCCGUUCUUCCCAUCACCUUAAAGUACACUUACGUGUGCACACAGGUGAGAGACCAUACAAAUGUCCCCACUGUGACUAUGCUGGCACUCAAUCUGGCUCUCUUAAAUAUCAUCUACAACGGCAUCAUCGUGAAAGAAAUGCCAUGGCAAACUCUCCUAGUUCCUCAUCUUCAAGCCUUCCUCCCUCACUGACUGGCUCUCCACGAGAGAAACAACAUCGACUCUCAACUGCAAACCAGGGCUCAUUCCCCACAUUCAGACACAGCCAGACCUUGGCCCCUGGAUCCACAGAACAGAAAGAGAGUCAUCUGAAGUCCAGAGAAGCUCAAAAGGAAAGAAAUUUGGAGAGUCAGUAUCAUUUUCUGUCUGGGAUGAUGCAGGAACUGUAUCCAGGAGGACUAGAAGGGGGAUGGAGAGUUGAGACACCUCCUCCAAAAAUACCCAAAAUAUCCAGACGUAAGCCACUUGUUACAAGUCGUAUGAUGCCAGCUAAUGGAUAUCAGAGCAGCAUGAACUCUAGUGCUUCCCAAGAAUGUGGACCCCUAGACCUCUCUCGCCGCCCUGUGUCUAAUGUAGGUGCAGUGGAACAAGCUGAAGGAGCAGUAAGCAGCUCUGAUAGUCCAGCAAGGGGAACAAAAGGAGCUGGAGAUACUCUAAAUCAGUGUGUGUUUUGUCCAUUUCGAACCUCUUCUUCUGAGCUGAUGGCAAUGCAUCUUCAAGUCAACCACACCAGCAAGUCCCGCCGUAAAAAGGGGGGCCCCGUAACAAGUGACAACCACUCUUCCAGGCUGACCCUGUAUGGAAUGAACCAUGACCCAUUGGCACUGUGGAAGUUCCUCAGUGAAGGGGAUGAACUCAUGGCCAUGGAUGACUGGAUCAAAUACAGGUCAAGGUCUGAAAAUGGGGUCGGCUUGGAAGAUGGAAACCUAGAGAUGGAACCCACAAAACAAGGGCUUAAACUAGGAGAUGGCAAAGUGGAGAACACAGAUGACCAUGAAACAAAAGAAAUAGAGGAUGACCUGGAAAAAAACAGCAACUUUGAAGAUAGCUCUCAUCAACAGUGCAUGCGAAAGGAUCUAUCAGAUAUGAUGCAGGAGGAGUUGCUUGAGGAUGGGGAAAAGCUUGUGAAGAACUAAAGUGCCCCAGAGGAACACAGAGCUAGAAUCAAGGAUCUAUUGGCAAAAUUAGACACAGAAAAAUAAAAUGAGGCUGAUCAUGUUCUUUCCGACACAAGGACAUCAUGUCCUAGUUUCAUACAUAGUCCCAGACUUGCACACAGACAAAUGUAUAUCCAGUAUUCUAUGCUAGUCUUAGCCUUCAGGAGUCUCGAGGCCUUCUUGACUGCUGUUUCUUUAUAUUUUUUUCCUUAAUUUUUGUCAUUUAAGAUAAUUGCCAAGUUAUAAUUCUUUCUACUGUGAGACAUUCCCAUGUCAAAAGCUUCUGGAAAUGGUAAUCAUUAGAACAGGAAAAGGAAAAAAAGAGAAAAAAGAAACUUUAAACUGUAUCAUAAUGAGAUAUUUUUUGUACUAAUAUCUUGUGUUAAAUGAAGAAAAGCCUGGCUUAACUUAAAAGCCAGAUGUAGUCUACAAUGUCCAUUUGCAUUUUGUAUUUUGGCAACACUUGCACCAUUAACGAAAUGGAUGGCAUAAUUUCUUACCAUACAUUUUCCAGGCUGUAUGCACAGUAUUCUGUGAUGACUAAAUGGUACUGAUGAUGGCCAUUUUUAACAAUAACCAACAGAGCAAAUAAUAUUUUCUCCACAUAUCCUGUCUGCUAGGUCUGGCAGUCUUCUAUUGAACAAGAUUUCUUCUACUUCAUUCUGUCUCAGUGCCUGGUGCUGUAUUUAUUUUUCGGGGAAUCGUAUGACACAGGAAAUUAUAUUUCAUAUAUACAGUAUACUCCAAUUUAUGGUUAAGAACUCUAAAGGUAAGAUGGUUCUGGAACAUUGUGGCAGCAAUUUCUGUGACCUGUCUGUUGCGCCCAGAGGAAUCGAACAUUUGACUUGAAACAUGAGAACAGAUGGCCAGUUGACAGAGAACAAAUUGCAGUGUUUACAUCAGAAAUACCACUAUGAUUUUUUUUUUUGGAUGAAACUGGAUCAUGAUCACCGAGGAAACAUUAAGAAGUAUUGAGGCCUGGUUUUCAUAUAUGGAAUGAAAUGUUUCGACAACAUUGAGUUCAACUCCAAGAGACUGAGUCUCAACCAGUCGUUCCUACUUUUUCUUUUCUCUCUCAUCUGUAAAUCACCCAAGAGAGAGACGAGAAAGACAUGGGUCCCUAAGCAUCAGGGCAAAUCCAAGAGCAAAAUAAUAAUAAUAAUAAUAAUAAUAACAACAAUAAUAAUAAUAAUAACUAUGACAUCUUUAAGAUCAAUAGUUUUUUAAAGAAACAAUAAGAAACAUUAUGAAUAAAAUCACUAACACCUUCAUAGACAUCCCAAUAGAAAUGUGUAGCUUUUAUAAACAUAAAAAAGAGGGGAAAAUCUUUUUUAAAUGUUUAUUUUAUUUCAUUUUAUCUUAAGAAGAGUUCAUAAAAAUGAUAUCAAUAUCAGUAAUAAUAAUGGUUGUGG
Neoarius graeffei (lesser salmon catfish) is the source of this 4887-nucleotide messenger RNA. It is a transcript of the gene znf219, whose product is annotated as zinc finger protein 219. The transcript has 5 exons. Gene Ontology annotation, cellular component: nucleus. The record is from RefSeq and is a predicted model, not a curated record. Gene Ontology annotation, biological process: regulation of DNA-templated transcription. The coding region runs from base 86 to 3454 and encodes 1122 amino acids. Gene Ontology annotation, molecular function: RNA polymerase II cis-regulatory region sequence-specific DNA binding; DNA-binding transcription factor activity, RNA polymerase II-specific. Lineage: Eukaryota; Metazoa; Chordata; Actinopteri; Siluriformes; Ariidae.